AUGAAAAUUACAAAUCAAUGUAAUCAUGAUCAUAGAAUUUGUUGUGAAUGUAUAGGAACAUAUAUCAAGCACGAACUUGAAGAUAAUGGAAAUCUUAGAAUUUCUUGCCCAGAAGAUGGAUGUACCGAAAUAUUAGAUCAAAAAGAUGUAGAAAAAUUUGCAAGUAAAGAAUCGUUUAAACGGUUAGAAACCCUUCGAAAUGCCGAGAGAGCAUCCGAAUCCUAUGUGGGCCAAUUGAAGCAAUGUCCAAAUUGUGCAAGUAGAAUUGAGAAAAAUGAAGGAUGUGAUCACAUGACAUGUAGAUGUGGACAUGAAUUUUGCUGGAU
Molecule: messenger RNA, 326 nt
Organism: Racocetra fulgida
Lineage: Eukaryota; Fungi; Glomeromycota; Glomeromycetes; Diversisporales; Gigasporaceae
Source: the annotation of a GenBank genome assembly